Mesitornis unicolor (brown roatelo) is the source of this 814-nucleotide messenger RNA. RefSeq names its product MAK16 homolog (S. cerevisiae) (gene MAK16). Gene Ontology annotation, cellular component: preribosome, large subunit precursor; nucleolus. The record is from RefSeq and is a predicted model, not a curated record. NCBI's taxonomy places the organism in Eukaryota, Metazoa, Chordata, Aves, Mesitornithiformes, Mesitornithidae. The transcript is spliced from 8 exons. The annotation marks the transcript as partial. Gene Ontology annotation, biological process: maturation of LSU-rRNA; maturation of 5.8S rRNA.
GACAAAAACUCAAAAUUUCUGCCGCAAUGAGUACAACAUCACUGGGCUGUGCAACCGCUCCUCCUGCCCCCUGGCCAACAGCCAGUACGCGACCAUCAGGGAGGAGAAAGGUCGCUGUUACCUGUACAUGAAGACGAUAGAGCGGGCGCCGUUUCCCCGUCGGCUCUGGGAGCGGGUCCUGCUAAGCAAGAACUACGAGAAGGCGCUGGAAGAGAUAGACGAGAACCUCAUCUACUGGCCACGGUUCAUCCGGCACAAGUGCAAGCAGCGCUUCACCAAGAUCACGCAGUACCUCAUCCGCAUCCGGAAGCUGACGCUCAAGCGACAGAGGAAGCUCGUUCCUUUACGCAGGAAGAUUGAAAGGCGAGAGAAGAGGAGAGAGGAGAAAGCCCUGAUCGCCGCUCAGCUGGAUAACGCCAUUGAGAAGGAGUUACUGGAAAGACUGAAACAGGACACAUACGGAGACAUUUACAACUUCCCCAUUCACGCCUUUGACAAAGCCCUAGAACAGCAAGAUGCAGAAAGCGAGAGCGAGUCGGACGCAGAGAAGGAAGAAGAUGAGGAGGAGGACAUGAAUAAAAGAGAGUUUGUGGAAGCAGAUGACAGCGACCUCAGUGAUUUUGAGGACAUGGAUAAGUUGGAGACCAGUAGUGAGGAGGAGCAGGAAGAGGAGGAGGAAGUAGAGAAGAAAGUCUCUCGCUCCAAAUCUAAGGGGAAAACUCCCCUGAAAGGACCCGCCAGAAGAAAACGUCCCUACAUUGAAAUAGAGUACGAAGAAGAGACAGAGCCAGCCGCCAAAACAAAAGCAGCCUGA